Messenger RNA from Arachis ipaensis, 1057 nucleotides. Its product is annotated as ras-related protein RABB1c. Gene Ontology annotation, molecular function: GTP binding; GTPase activity. The record is from RefSeq and is a predicted model, not a curated record. Lineage: Eukaryota; Viridiplantae; Streptophyta; Magnoliopsida; Fabales; Fabaceae.
CCUUAUUUUGACUUUCUCUCUUUCUGUUAGGUUUUUAUUUCUAAUUCUAAUUCUAAUUUUCGUUAUUUUUUCGCUUUCCCCCUUUUCCAUUCUUCUUCAUCAUCGCUAUCUCUCUCACAACACUGAUUAUUCUCAUAUUGAGAUUCGCAAAGAUCUAAACUUCACAGCGUUUUCGCGCGACGCAUAAUGUCUUACGCAUAUCUCUUCAAGUACAUCAUCAUCGGUGAUACCGGAGUUGGGAAGUCAUGUCUUCUACUUCAAUUCACUGACAAGCGCUUUCAACCCGUCCAUGACUUGACUAUUGGUGUUGAAUUCGGGGCCAGGAUGAUCACAAUUGAUAACAAGCCGAUCAAGUUGCAAAUAUGGGAUACGGCUGGUCAAGAAUCCUUCAGAUCUAUUACAAGGUCUUACUACAGAGGGGCUGCAGGUGCACUACUUGUCUAUGAUAUAACCAGGAGGGAGACAUUUAAUCACUUGGCUAGCUGGUUGGAAGAUGCAAGGCAGCAUGCAAAUGCAAAUAUGACAAUUAUGCUAAUCGGCAACAAGUGUGAUCUUGCACACAGACGGGCUGUAAGCACAGAGGAAGGUGAGCAGUUUGCAAAGGAGCAUGGGUUGAUAUUCAUGGAGGCCUCAGCAAAAACUGCUCAGAAUGUUGAAGAGGCAUUCAUAAAAACGGCUGCAACCAUUUACAAGAAGAUUCAGGAUGGAGUUUUCGAUGUUUCGAAUGAGUCAUACGGAAUAAAAGUUGGAUAUGGUGGAAUUCCUGGACCAUCUGGCAACAGGGAUGGCCCUUCGGCUGCAGGUGGAGCCUGCUGCAGUUGAAGUGAAGGACAUGCAUCUUAUUUGCUUCAAUGUAGUCCUUUAUGUAUUCACACUUUCCUUCUACUUUGACUUUGGAUAUGAAAGAUAUAUAUGUUUCUCCAUCCGUUGAUAAAGUUAGUUAAUUGUAUAAUGUUUUCUUUCUAAUCUUGAUUUGUUUCUUGAACGUAAACCGAUUAUUUGUCUCUGUAUUUAUUUUUGUGUAUAAUUGAUUUAUAUGUUGCUUCAUUCUUAAUCA